UAACUUUUUAAAUCUCCUCAUAUAUAAACACUUGGAAGGCAGCUUACAACUUAUAACCAACUCAACAAAGCAUUUCUUUGUUCUUCUUUCUUCUUUCUCUUCUCUUUCAGCUUGCAAUAAUAUGGACUGGACCAGAGGCCACACUAUAGGCCGUGGCUCCACCGCCACCGUCUCCCUCGCGGUGUCUCUCCACUCCGGUGAUGUUUUGGCUGUCAAAUCUGCUGAACUUGACCAAUCAAAGUUCUUGCAGAGAGAGCAAAAGAUUCUUUCUUCUUUAGCUUCUCCUCAUGUAGUUAGCUACAAAGGAUAUGACAUUACUAGGGAGAACAACAAGGUUAUGUACAAUCUUUUCUUGGAGUACAUUUCCGGCGGUACACUUACCGAUGAAGUUCAGGCUCACGGUGGCAAAGUAGAAGAAUCGGUGAUCAGAAACUACACUUAUGGAAUUGUUCAAGGUCUAGAUUAUCUACAUUCAAAUGGCUGGGUUCAUUGUGACAUCAAAGGCAGGAACAUCUUGAUAGGGAAAAGUGGAGUCAAAAUUGCGGAUUUUGGUUGCGCCAAAAGGGUUGACGCGGUGGAAGCUGCGGCGCCAAUUGGCGGCACACCCAUGUUUAUGGCACCGGAGGUGGCGCGUGGAGAGGAACAGGGGUUUGCUAGUGAUAUAUGGGGUUUAGGGUGUACAAUUAUUGAAAUGGCUAGUGGUGGUUCACCGUGGCGUAAUGCGAGUGACCCAGUUUCUGUUAUGUACCGGAUUGGAUUUUCCGAUCACUUGCCAGAGUUCCCCAGUAGUCUAUCGGCGCAAGCAAGAGAUUUCUUGGAUAAGUGUUUAAGAAGGGAUCCAAAACAGAGGUGGACAACAAAUCAGCUUCUGAGGCAUCCAUUUCUGGGAAAAUCCAAUUCUCAUGCAAAACAAAUUGAAGAAUCUAAAUCAAGUUCAAAUUCUCCAACAAGCAUUCUUGACAAAGGCUUUUGGAACUCACUGGAUGAAUCAGAAGCAGAAGCAGAGAAUCUGGUCCAAAGAAGUGAUGAAAGUUCAGGCAAGGAGAGGAUCAGACGGCUGUCCUUGAUUUCAGGUGGGCCCAGUUGGGACUGGGAUGAGACGUGGAUCCCCGUUAGAGGCAACUCAACUGAAGCUAAAGAUGAUGUGAUUAGCUACAGUUCAGAGUACCAAGAAAGCUUCGGCGGCAGCGAGCAAUCAUUGGAGGACUUGUUAGAUAGAAAUAUUAAUGAUAGGAUUAGUGAGGAAUUUUGUAAAUAUGGGAAAGAUAGUUUUUUAAUUAGCAGUAAUUUAGAGUUUAAUAGGCACGUAGACAUAUUGUUAAAUCCUUACAUUCCAAACUUAUUUUUACAAGCAUAACAUUCA
Manihot esculenta (cassava) is the source of this 1363-nucleotide messenger RNA. RefSeq names its product mitogen-activated protein kinase kinase kinase 18. The coding region runs from base 122 to 1357 and encodes 411 amino acids. Gene Ontology annotation, molecular function: protein kinase activity; ATP binding. The record is from RefSeq and is a predicted model, not a curated record. NCBI's taxonomy places the organism in Eukaryota, Viridiplantae, Streptophyta, Magnoliopsida, Malpighiales, Euphorbiaceae. Gene Ontology annotation, biological process: protein phosphorylation. The transcript has a single exon.